AGAUGCCGUCGUUCCUGGCGUGGGCGAUGGGCGCGGCGGGCGUGGGGGUGUGUAAGGAGGUGGAGUACGCGCGGAAGGCGAUUGAAGCCGGUGGUUCGAAUCCUGAUGGGGAGGGGGUGGUGUGGGACUGGUUGUUUGUGGAGGACGCAAAAGGGCAGAUGAAGAAGAUGGUAUUUCAGGGGCUGGAGAAGGGGAGGAAGAGGCCGGCGGUUGUGAGAAAGGAGUUCGCGGUGCAGAGUUUGAUACUUGGGCAGCUGGCGAUCGAGGACUGAGACCUUGUCAAGGAGCGCCUCUGGGAUCGGGCGUUAUGCAGCGCUACGAGCGGCUCGGGGGAUUUGGGCGAACGAUGGGGAUGCCUACAAUGACAAGUAGCUUUUAUGGCGUGUCUAGGGUCAAUGGAAC
This is a messenger RNA of Eremomyces bilateralis CBS 781.70, 402 nucleotides long. RefSeq lists its product as uncharacterized. The annotation marks the transcript as partial. The transcript has a single exon. Lineage: Eukaryota; Fungi; Ascomycota; Dothideomycetes; Eremomycetales; Eremomycetaceae. The record is from RefSeq and is a predicted model, not a curated record.